Nerophis ophidion (straightnose pipefish) is the source of this 1529-nucleotide messenger RNA. Its product is annotated as cornifelin homolog B-like. NCBI's taxonomy places the organism in Eukaryota, Metazoa, Chordata, Actinopteri, Syngnathiformes, Syngnathidae. The transcript has 4 exons. The coding region runs from base 94 to 543 and encodes 149 amino acids. The record is from RefSeq and is a predicted model, not a curated record.
UUUUUUCUUCCUUGGUAGUCCAACGUACAAUGCGCUCUCCAUCGACAAUUUCUGUUUCACCGGGAACACGACCGCAUCCACCUGCAUCAGAGAAUGAACUCCCCACCUCUAACAGCCUGGCACAGUGGUGUCUGCGAUUGCUUCGAAAACGCAAGCACAUGCUGCUAUGGUUUCUGGUGCUGCCCCUGCCUGGCCUGCACAGUUUCAGGGCGACAUGGAGAGAACCGAUGCCUGCCACUGUGUGACAUCAUCAGCCCUGGUGUGUGCGCAGCUUUUGGGAUACCAGCCUGUGUGCCUCCUGCAGUACUGUCCAUGAGGACAUCCAUUCGGAAAACAUACAAAAUCAAGGGGUCGAUCUGUAAGGACAUUCUUGUUUCCUGUUUCUGCUUGUGGUGCAGUUGGUGUCAGAUGCACCGUGAGCUGAAACACCAAAACAAAACGACGGCUGUCGUCAACGUCGUCAAUCAAACGAUCAUCCAGCAGCCUGCUCCUAUGAUGAUGAUGAUGCAAACACAACCCCCUGUUUAUGUUGCUCACCAUUAAAAAACUGCAAAUGUGAACUUUUAUGAAUAUUUGCUAAUAUUUACAUUGAUUUAACAUUACCCAGGUUAUAUUUCUACACAUCAGUCUGAUCACUAAGGCUGUUGUGGCUGCUCUUUGAAACAGUGAAUAAAGAGUACAGGCCAAAAGUUUGAAAACACCUUCUCAUUUCAAUGCGUUUUCUUUAUUUUCAUGACUAUUUACAUUGUAGAUUGUCACUGAAGGCAUCAAGUGUUUAGAGUGUCCACCCUGAGAUCGGUAGGUAAUGAAUUCAAACACCGGCCGAGUCAUACCAAAGACUAUAAAAAUGGAACCCAUUACCUCCCUGCUUGGCACUCGGCAUCAAGGGUUGGAAUUGGGGGUUAAAUCACCAAAAAUGACUACCGGGCGCAGCCACUGCUGCUGCCCACUGCUCCCCUCACCUCCCAGAGGGUGAACAAGGGUGAUGGGUCAAACGCAGAGAAUAAUUUCGCCACACCAAGUGUGUGUGUGAUAAUCAUUGGCACUUUAACUUUUAAAACUUUGACACCUGUGAAGUGACAAUUUCAGGUGACUACCUCUUGAAGCUCAUCGAGAGAAUGCCAAAAGUGUGCAAAGCAAAUGGUGGCUAUUUUGAAGAAACUAGAAUAUAAAACAUGUUUUCAGUUAUUUCACCUUUUUUUUUCAAGUACAUAACUCCACAUGUUUAUUCAUAGUUUUGAUGCCUUCAGUGACAAUCUACAAUGUAAAUAGUCAUCAAAAUAAAGAAAACGCAUUGAAUGAGAAGGUGUCCAAAACUUUGGCCUGUACUGUAUAUGAAUUUUCAUGUAUAGUCAAUCACCUUGAUUAUAAUUUCCGGUGCAUUAUACAUUUCUUACAAACCUUGCUUUGAAAUGAGGCUGACAAGGAGAGAUUAAAGUUUUUUUUAACAAUAUAAAAUGUUUGGGAUAAUGUAAAUAAAAAGUGUGUUGCAUGAUCAAAUAUUAAAGUCUAAAAGACAAUUGAAAACA